This is a messenger RNA of Pongo pygmaeus (Bornean orangutan), 2096 nucleotides long. It is a transcript of the gene SCARB2, whose product is annotated as scavenger receptor class B member 2. The transcript has 12 exons. Lineage: Eukaryota; Metazoa; Chordata; Mammalia; Primates; Hominidae. The record is from RefSeq and is a predicted model, not a curated record. Gene Ontology annotation, biological process: protein targeting to lysosome; receptor-mediated endocytosis. Bases 401 to 1837 code for a protein of 478 amino acids. Gene Ontology annotation, molecular function: scavenger receptor activity. Gene Ontology annotation, cellular component: membrane; lysosome; cytoplasm.
GCACAUGACUGCGGCCUCCGCCUCCGCCCGCCUCCCGGCGCAGUCGCCGGCGGUCGCCUCCCGGGGUUGCGGCGAGCCCUGCCUGCGAACGUCACGUCCCUGCGCGCUCCCUGCACUCUCCCUGCACUCUCCCGAGCUGCGCUAGGCGGGCGCCGCGGCUGCCCCGCGAAGGAAACCGAAACCGAGGCCGGGCCCGUCCCUCCGCGGCCCCAUCCGCCCAGUGCACCCGGGGCCGCGCUCGCCAGGCCGCGGAGCCCAGAGCUGCGCGCACGAACCGGGCACCGGGAGGGCGCGGCGCCGAAGGGUCCCGGGUCUUCGACGCCUCUGCGGCGGCUCCUCCCUCCUUGCAGUUGGAUCCCGGGCGGGUGCGGCCCGGCCCGGCCCGUGAGCGGCGCACAGAAUGGGCCGAUGCUGCUUCUACACGGCGGGGACGUUGUCCCUGCUCCUGCUGGUGACCAGCGUCACGCUGCUGGUGGCCCGGGUCUUCCAGAAGGCUGUAGACCAGAGUAUCGAGAAGAAAAUUGUGUUAAGGAAUGGUACCGAGGCCUUUGACUCGUGGGAGAAGCCCCCUCUGCCAGUGUAUACUCAGUUCUAUUUCUUCAAUGUCACCAAUCCAGAGGAGAUCCUCAGAGGGGAGACCCCUCGGGUGGAAGAAGUGGGGCCAUACACCUACAGGGAACUCAGAAACAAAGCAAAUAUUCAAUUUGGAGAUAAUGGAACAACAAUAUCUGCUGUUAGCAACAAGGCCUAUGUUUUUGAACGAGACCAAUCUGUUGGAGACCCUAAAAUUGACUUAAUUAGAACAUUAAAUAUUCCUGUAUUGACUGUCAUAGAGUGGUCCCAGGUCCACUUCCUCAGGGAGAUCAUCGAGGCCAUGUUGAAAGCCUAUCAGCAGAAGCUCUUUGUGACUCACACAGUUGAUGAAUUGCUCUGGGGCUACAAAGAUGAAAUCUUGUCCCUUAUCCAUGUUUUCAGGCCCGAUAUCUCUCCCUAUUUUGGCCUAUUCUAUGAGAAAAAUGGGACUAAUGAUGGAGACUAUGUUUUUCUAACUGGAGAAGACAAUUACCUUAACUUUACAAAGAUUGUGGAAUGGAAUGGGAAAACGUCACUUGACUGGUGGAUAACAGACAAGUGCAAUAUGAUUAAUGGAACAGAUGGAGAUUCUUUUCACCCACUAAUAACCAAAGAUGAGGUCCUUUAUAUCUUCCCAUCUGAUUUUUGCAGGUCAGUGUAUAUUACUUUCAGUGACUAUGAGAGUGUACAGGGACUGCCUGCCUUUCGGUAUAAAGUUCCUGCAGAAAUAUUAGCCAAUACGUCAGACAAUGCUGGCUUCUGUAUACCUGAGGGAAACUGCCUGGGCUCAGGAGUUCUGAAUGUCAGCAUCUGCAAGAAUGGUGCACCCAUCAUUAUGUCUUUCCCACACUUUUACCAAGCAGAUGAGAGGUUUGUUUCUGCCAUAGAAGGCAUGCACCCAAAGAAGGAAGACCAUGAGACAUUUGUGGACAUUAAUCCUUUGACUGGAAUAAUCCUAAAAGCAGCCAAGAGGUUCCAAAUCAACAUUUAUGUCAAAAAAUUAGAUGACUUUGUUGAAACGGGAGACAUUAGAACCAUGGUUUUCCCAGUGAUGUACCUCAAUGAGAGUGUUCACAUUGAUAAAGAGACGGCAAGUCGACUGAAGUCUGUGAUUAACACUACUUUGAUUAUCACCAACAUACCCUACAUCAUCAUGGCGCUGGGUGUGUUCUUUGGUUUGGUUUUUACCUGGCUUGCAUGCAAAGGACAGGGAUCCAUGGAUGAGGGAACAGCAGAUGAAAGAGCACCCCUCAUUCGAACCUAAACAUUGCCUUUGCUUGGUGAAGAAACUGUGAGCUGUCCUGACCUGGACCAUGACGUGGGGAAAGCCUCCAUCUCCUUGCAGGCUUGUUGCCUGUUGAAAGAAGGGAAAAGACAUGGCGCUGGCAAGUGAUAGGAACAUUCUGGCCAGAGGUUAAAGAGCAGGCUGACAUGGCUGGCCAUUAAGCUUUAUAAAAUCAUGUGGGCUCUGAAAUUGUUCUUUUAUGUGUCUAGCAAGUAUUUAAUAAACCCUUGUAUAGUAA